UAUUCUAAUGGACAGCACUGAUCUACAUAUUUAAAUAAAUAGUAAAUAUAAUACAAAUAACUGACAUCUUAGGAGUAUAAAUAAUUGACAAAAUUAUAAAAAAUAUGUUUUUAAGUUCAUAUUUUAGUUGGAGUCUGUGGUUUUGUCACAUGAUACUUGAGGGCUGAGGAGAAAAAAAAACCUUUCAGUGAAGCAGUUUUUCAUUUUAGCGAAGGGAAACCACCAUCAAACAGACAUUCAACUCAUCUGUGUCUCGUGGCUUCACCUGCAGCAUACUACUUUCAGUCAGCAUGUCUUGUGACAAAUGUAUCUCAAACCUUCUGCCAGCUGUGCUGAUAUGGUUCAUGCAUUUUAAGUGUUGCUUAUCUCAAACUGAAGAUAAUACAACCAGCAUGGACUACCAAUACGACUAUAGCACAAGUCCGGAUUAUGACAAUUUUCCUGAGCUCUGUGUCAAAGAAUCCAACCGCCAGUUCCGCCUCUGGUUCAUGCCUACCUUCUACUCCAUCAUCUGUUUCCUGGGGCUGGCAGGAAACCUACUGGUCAUCCUCACCUUCUUCUACUUCAAGCGUCUCAAGACCAUGACAGAUGUUUACCUGCUCAACCUGUCCUUUGCAGACAUGCUCUUUGCUCUUUCACUCCCCUUUUGGGCAGCCAACUCCAUGACUGAAUGGGUCAUGGGCGUUGUAGUUUGCAAAUUCAUGCAUACAAUUUACAAGGUCAGCUUCUACAGCAGCAUGUUCAUUCUCACUUUCAUCAGUGUGGAACGCUACUUUGUCAUCGCCAAGGCUGUAUCUGCUCACCGCUACCGCUCCCAAGCGGUGUUUCUCAGCAAAGUGUCAUCAGUUGCAAUCUGGGCAUUGGCACUGAUCUUCUCCAUUCCAGAAAUGAAGUACACCACAAUCAAUAACCACACCUGUACCCCUUUCACCAGCAGUUCUGACCAGCUUCGUGUCAGCAUCCAGACGAGCCAGAUUGUUUUGGCUUUUGCCCUCCCGCUCCUGAUCAUGAGCGUCUGUUACAGCAGCAUUGUCCAUACCCUUUAUCAGGCCCGUGGCUUUGAGCGGAAUAAGGCCAUCAAGGUGAUUCUGGCUGUGGUGGCCGUCUUCGUGGUGUGCCAGGUGCCUUACAACCUGGUCUUAUUUUUGAACACGCUCGUAGCAGCACAAGGGGGAACCGAAGACUGCAACUACGAGAACAGACUCCUCUAUGCCACCGACGUCACCCAGUGCCUCGCCUUCCUGAGGUGCUGCCUCAACCCCUUCGUCUAUGCAUUCAUCGGUGUGAAAUUUCGCAAUGACCUCCUGAAGCUCCUGAAGGAGUUGGGUUGCAUGAGCCAGGAGAGGUUCUUCAAGUAUACCUGCGGCAGGAGGAGGAGCUCAGCGGCUACUGACACUGAGACCACCACCACAUUCUCUCCUUAAAGCUGUUUAGCAUGGACAACCACCUGUUCAUACCUGCAGACCACACAGUAGACUGUAUAUUACAAUUAAAAUCUUAAAUAAGAUUUAAAAAAAAUGACAUGUACAUAGCAGAGGUUCUCAUAUAAAUUUCAAUGUUGUGUGGUUUUUUGUUGUUUUUAUCUCUUUGUAAGUGAUUAUUCUCAUUAUUUAAGACGAGAUGAGGCUUCUAGUUAAUUUUUUGUAUAAGCUACUGUGUUCCGCAUUUCAAGAAAUUCCUGUUGCUAAAGGUGGAGUCAGCGAUUCUCAUCCAAUACAAUUUUUGCAAAUUUCUCUUCAUGAUCCACUUCUGUGCGUGUGCUGAAAAAAAAGAAAUCCGAUGUUCAUACACUGUCCUGGCCAUAUAAAUGGGAAACAAAUAAAGUGGCUUGAAUCGAGCCACACAAUACUAUUUCAUAUGUGGUUGUGCACAGGACAGGUGAAGCAUGGAUGUAUAAAGAGAAAGGGAGAGGGAUUUUAAAUGUGGUACAUGCUAACGUUGUGAAGAAGCACUGAUGAGAGGGUUGUGCUUAAUUUGCUGUUGAGCUCAAUAUAUCAACAGUCUUUCUCCAGAAUCGCUAACUCCAAAUUUCAUGAAAAAAGAAAAUCUCAACAGCACCAAACCAUGUACAUUAAACUAAGUGAACAAACCACAGUCUCUUUUCUGUAAAAUGUAAGAUAAAUAAAUAACAUGAACAAUGACUGA
Molecule: messenger RNA, 2145 nt
Organism: Centropristis striata (black sea bass)
Lineage: Eukaryota; Metazoa; Chordata; Actinopteri; Perciformes; Serranidae
Gene: ccr7
Product: chemokine (C-C motif) receptor 7
Exons: 3
Coding region: 291-1424 (377 amino acids)
Biological process (GO): immune response; chemotaxis; G protein-coupled receptor signaling pathway
Cellular component (GO): membrane
Molecular function (GO): C-C motif chemokine 19 receptor activity; chemokine (C-C motif) ligand 21 binding; chemokine (C-C motif) ligand 19 binding
Source: RefSeq, a predicted model, not a curated record